This is a messenger RNA of Phalacrocorax carbo (great cormorant), 672 nucleotides long. The record is from RefSeq and is a predicted model, not a curated record. Lineage: Eukaryota; Metazoa; Chordata; Aves; Suliformes; Phalacrocoracidae.
GCGACCGAUGGCGGCGGCGGUGAUGGCGGAGGCGGAGGAGGAGCUGGCGCACGCCGAGGUGCUGGAGCUCUUCCAGGCGGCGCUGGCGCGGCUGGUGCAGGACCCGCUGCUCUGCGACCUCCCGCCGCAGGUGACGGCGGAGGAGAUCGGCUCGCAGGUGGCGCUGGAGUACGGGCAGGCCAUGACGGUGCGGGUCUGCAAGGCGGACGGCGAGACCAUGCCCGUGGUGGUGGUGCAGAACGCCUCGGUGCUGGAGCUAAAGAAGGCGCUACGGCGGCACGUCCAGCUGCGGCAGGCACGGCAGGGUGGCGUCCAGCACCUCAGCUGGAAGUACAUAUGGAGGACAUACCACUUAACCUACGCUGGAGAGAAACUGGCGGAUGACAGAAAGAAGCUGAGAGAGUAUGGCAUCAGAAACCGGGAUGAGGUCAGCUUCAUAAAGAAACUUCGAAAGUAACUGGUCAGAGAGAGCAGAGAAUCCAGCCCUACCAAGACCAGACUGUGGAUUCAGCAUGUUCCUGGAGAAGAAGGUUGUAACAUUUCAAAGAGAAACAAACUCCAGCCGAGUGGAUGUUCUCACAUGGUUUUUGCCGUUGCUAUUUUAAACGUCUGCUUCUGAGCUGUAUGUGGAAUGCACUUUCAGUGAUUAAAGACACACUCUAGUUUUCUGAG